UUUGAUUUCGGAAUGGAAAAUCAGCAGAUUCAGUACUGUCAGUUGAAUUCGGAAUAUAGCCUGAGUUGUUUUUGUUUUCAUUUUCUAUUUUCCACUUUCGUUGCUGUUUUUUAUAGAAAAAAUAAAUCGGAUGCUAAGAAUUGAAGAGAGAAGUAUAAUCAAUCGAUUAUCAAGAUAAUUUUCAAUAUGGAAAACCAGGAGAAUGUGAUGAAGAAAACCCGUGUGGAUUUAUCAUCAUUACCAACAAGACAGUAUCUUGACCAAACUGUGGUACCAAUCCUGAUGACUGGACUCUCCUAUUUAGCUAAGGAACGACCGGCAGAACCAAUAUCAGCAUUAGCCAAUUUCCUCCUCAAAAAUAGGUCCACAUAUGAAUCCAAUUCAGACAACUCACCACCAACCACUGAGGGCAAUGGAGAUGAAAAAUCAUGAAUUGAUCUUGUAUUAAUUUUAUAAAUUAUUGUAUUUAAUGAAAUCUAAAUAAUAAUUAUUUGACUAGAAAUAACAUACUUAUUAUUGACUUGUUUCCUCC
This is a messenger RNA of Phaedon cochleariae (mustard beetle), 532 nucleotides long. The record is from the annotation of a GenBank genome assembly. NCBI's taxonomy places the organism in Eukaryota, Metazoa, Arthropoda, Insecta, Coleoptera, Chrysomelidae.